CGCGGCGCGUGCCAGUGUACUGCAGUGUCUAGGCCCACCGGCAGUGCGCCCCGGCUCCGGACCACCGAGACCGCCGAGACUUGCAAGACCGCCAAGACCGCCACCACGCAGUCCAGCCAGGCCUGACACACUACCACCAUGGCGGCGUUAAUAUCAUCGGCGGUCAAGUACUACGACUUCCUGUUUUACGAGCUGGCGGACCCCAGGACGAACAGCAUGCCCUUGAUCGGCAACCCGUUCUACGGUCUCGCCAUCAUCGGCUUUUACCUCUACUUCGUCCUGAACCUCGGGCCGAGGCUCAUGAAGAACCGGGAGCCGUUUCAGCUCAAGCCCCUCCUCACCGUCUUCGACAUUUUCCAAAUAGUGUCUAGUCUUAUCAUUUUCUACAAGUGCCUUACCUUAGGCUGGGGUCCCGGAGGUCACUACAAACUGAUAUGCCAGCCCAUCGACUUCUCCGACGACCCACAUGCAGUGGAGAUCGCCUGGUACGUGUGGUUCUACAUGAUGCUCAAGUUCAUCGACCUGCUGGACACUGUCUUCAUUGUGCUGCGGAAGAACCAGCGGCAGGUGACGUUCCUGCACGUGUACCACCACACGGGCGUGGCCAUGAUGCUGUGGGGCGCCGCCAAGUACUUCCCGGGCGGCCACGGCACCCUGCUGGGACUCAUCAACUCCUUCGUGCACGCCAUCAUGUACAGCUACUACCUGCUCACCACUGUCGCCCCCGACUACAAGAAGAACAUCUGGUGGAAGGUGUACAUCACAAGAAUGCAGCUGGUCCAGUUCGUGAUCUUGGGCCUUCACGCCGUGUCCGUCCUCCUGUACCCCAACUGCGAGUACCAGUGCAAGUACGUGUACUCCGCCAUCAUGGUGCCGCAGAACUUCUUCAUGUUCAUGCUGUUCUACAACUUCUACAGAAAAGCGUACGGCGGCAAGAGGAAGGCGUCGUAGGGGUGGAGGCCCUGGACUAGAGACUAAGAGUAGGACCAGAUAGAUCUCAUACCUUGGCGACCUCGUCCCACAACGAAGGCACGUCCUGCGCGGCGUCCUCUUCGUUGCCAAAGAGGCUGCGUCUUUUAAAUCUGAGGUGUUGUUUUCAAUGAUGUGUUAUUCCUUCUCCACCUGAAGUAUUCGUUAUUAGGUUUUUUACGCGAGUGUUGUAAUCUAGUGUGUUUCUAUUUAUAAUCCUUCCCUGCGUCGACGGGGCUGUUCACUGUCACAGCAGUGUGGUUGCGCUUCAGUUUUCACGAUCACGAACACGUUAGAAAAAGACAUUAGAAAUUCAUAAUUUUUUUUAUGUAAACCUACGUUAAGGUAAAGCAAUGGGAAAGCCAUGUUCUUCUAUUUAUGCCUUGUGGUCAUCCCGGACCGAAUGCAGGUUCUUUAUUUUGUUACCUGCCAUUGUAUCGUUUCACUUCGUUUUCGAUAAGGAAAAGUGAAAACUACAAAACUGUUUGCGUGAGAUUGAUUGUGAUGAAUUAAAUUUCUGUUUAAGGAUAAA
Thrips palmi is the source of this 1501-nucleotide messenger RNA. Its product is annotated as elongation of very long chain fatty acids protein 7-like. Gene Ontology annotation, molecular function: fatty acid elongase activity. Gene Ontology annotation, cellular component: endoplasmic reticulum membrane. Lineage: Eukaryota; Metazoa; Arthropoda; Insecta; Thysanoptera; Thripidae. The coding region runs from base 139 to 951 and encodes 270 amino acids. The record is from RefSeq and is a predicted model, not a curated record. Gene Ontology annotation, biological process: fatty acid elongation, saturated fatty acid; fatty acid elongation, polyunsaturated fatty acid; very long-chain fatty acid biosynthetic process. The transcript is spliced from 8 exons.